Trichechus manatus latirostris (Florida manatee) is the source of this 1846-nucleotide messenger RNA. Its product is annotated as pleckstrin homology domain-containing family M member 1-like. The transcript is spliced from 3 exons. The coding region runs from base 278 to 1204 and encodes 308 amino acids. The record is from RefSeq and is a predicted model, not a curated record. NCBI's taxonomy places the organism in Eukaryota, Metazoa, Chordata, Mammalia, Sirenia, Trichechidae.
AGAUCCGCCCGUGGCACACAGGGCUCGUCACCUCCCGAGGUCUGAGCCCUCUGACUUUUUUCCUUGUUGACUUCCUUAGAAUCCACUCUGUGGUUUCUGUAUUUGUACUCAAAAGACCUUUCAGUUGCAGUUUGAGUAAGAUUUGUUGACCUCCAGCUGCCUGCUGGGUGGGGACUCUGCCUAAGAAAGGGAGUGACGUGGGAGCUUGCUCAUCUGGCCCCCAUCUUUCUCUGCAGGUGUCAUGUGAUUCUCUGUGGGAGCUGCUGCGCUAGUGGAAAUGCUCUCAGUGGUGGAGGAUGGACUGGACGCCCGGGCUGCCAUCCCGGUCAUCAAGAAGAAGCUGGUGGGAUCAGUGAAGGCAUUGCAGAAACAGUACGUUUCCUCAUGCACAGUGGUCACCAGUGAAGACGGAGAUGCCAACAUCAUGUGCAGUGCCCUGGAGGCUGUGUUUAUCCAUGGCCUGCAUGCCAGGCACAUCCGAGCUGAGGCUGGAGGAAAGAGGAAGAAGAGUGCCCACCAGAAGCCUCUGCCUCAGCCUGUCUUCUGGCCCCUCCUGAAAGCCAUUACCCACAAACACAUCAUCUCAGAAUUGGAGCACCUGGACUUUGUGAACACGGAUGUGGGCCGCUGCCGGGCAUGGCUCCGACUGGCCCUCAAUGAUGGACUGAUGGAGUGCUACCUGAAGCUGCUCCUCCAGGAGCAGGCCCGGCUGUGUGAGUACUAUCAGCCCACAGCCCUGCUUCGAGAUGUCGAGGAGGGCGAGUUUCUCCUUAGCUUCCUGCAGGGACUAACGUCUUUGUCCUUUCAACUCUCCUACAAGUCUGCCAUCUUAAACGAGUGGACACUCACCCCACUGGCUCUCUCCGGGCUUUGCCCACUCUCUGAGCUAGACCCUCUCACUACCUCUGGUGCAGAACUACAGCGGAAGGAGUCCCUUGAUUCAAUUUCCCAUUCCUCGGGCUCAGAGGACAUCGAAGUCCAGCACUCAGGCCAUAAAAUCCGGCGGAACAGGAAGCUCACUGCCUCCUCCCUCAGCCUGGACACAGCCAGUUCGUCCCAGUUGUCCUGCAGCCUGAACUCCGAUAGCGGCCUUCACCAAGAAAAUGGCUCCAAGAGUCCAGACUGUUCUGAGGAGCCCAUGUCCUAUGAGUCAGACCUGGGGACAGCAAAUGCUGAUGAUUCAGACCGCUCUCUGCAAGAGUGAGUACCCCCCUACCUCCCUCUCUCUUUCCCUCCUUCUCUCUCCUUCCUUUCCUCCUUGCUUUCACAUGGGAUUUGUGAUUGUCUGUCACUGAGCACUGAACUCUAUUAGGGUAUAAAGAAAGACAAAGGAGACAUCAUUCUUCUUCUUCAGGGACUGGAGGAGCUGGGAGCUGUAACUGGAAGCAACAUGGGGGCAGUGGGAAGAAUGGACAUAGGGCUCAGAGCUGAUUAAAUGUCCAGCUCUGACCCUGGAUGACCUUUGGCAAGUUACUUAGUCUCUCUGAGGCUCAGUGUAAAAUAUUUCAGUAUAAAAAAUUUUCAUCUAGAAAGGAGGAAGCUAACAGUUCAGAUGGAUAUCUACAACUUCCAAAAAAUAUACAACAAAGCAUAAUGCAUAAGGGUGUGACGUAGUGACACAGAAGACAUGGAGAACAUGAAACUUGAAUGGCCUGUGGAGGAGGUGGUCGACAACUGGGGACAAGCAAGCAUGUAGAGGAGUGUAUGGUGCAGAUUAACCAACUAGAGAGGGAGAGCCUGGGACAGAGCCUCCUUCAUACAGCCUUUUUUAAAAAAAUUUUUGAAUAGAUAGUCUAUUUUUAUGGUGAAUAAAAAAGUAGCCCUGGUGGAGCAGUGGUUAAGUGCU